Messenger RNA from Racocetra persica, 211 nucleotides. The record is from the annotation of a GenBank genome assembly. NCBI's taxonomy places the organism in Eukaryota, Fungi, Glomeromycota, Glomeromycetes, Diversisporales, Gigasporaceae.
CUCAGAAAUUGGAAAGGUUUAUGCUUCAAAAAAAUCGGGUGGAGAGGAAACUUCUUUUCAAUUAUUACAUAAUAUCAAUUUUGAUAAAAAUAGUAUCUUAAAUAUUCUUUCUACUGUACCAUUAUCAAAUGACCGCAAAAAAUAUUUAUAUACAAAAAUUCGUCAGCACGUUGAUGACCCAUAUAAAGAUGUUCUUUGUCCACAACCUUAA